Messenger RNA from Scaptodrosophila lebanonensis, 1792 nucleotides. It is a transcript of the gene Ugalt, whose product is annotated as UDP-galactose translocator. Lineage: Eukaryota; Metazoa; Arthropoda; Insecta; Diptera; Drosophilidae. The record is from RefSeq and is a predicted model, not a curated record. Gene Ontology annotation, molecular function: UDP-galactose transmembrane transporter activity. Bases 348 to 1397 code for a protein of 349 amino acids. Gene Ontology annotation, cellular component: Golgi membrane. The transcript has 3 exons. Gene Ontology annotation, biological process: pyrimidine nucleotide-sugar transmembrane transport.
AACAGCGGUAGCAACAGCAACAACAACAAUAUGCGAUAAAAGUCGGCUGCGAGAUGGGCUGAAUUUGUUUACGUGUCUUCUUCACCAGUCAGAGCCAAAAAAACUGACGCGAAAGCUAGAAGCACCACAACCUGUCGCAGCGCGUAACAACAAUUGACAACUGCAGCUGCGUGGUGGCGCACACGCACAUUAUUCGAAAUUGUCGUUGCCUUUAACAAAAAGAUUUGACUCGUAAGCAAACAUAGAGCACUUAUUGUUUAUCUUUAAAAACAAGAGGUGCUUUUUUUGUAAUCUAAGAGUGUCAAGCGGCCCAAGAAUAUCUCUUCAGCCAAACACGAAAACGCGCCAUGAAUAUACACAUGAACACGAACACUCUCAAGUACAUUAGCCUCCUAACGCUAACGCUUCAGAAUGCGAUUUUGGGUCUCAGCAUGCGCUAUGCGCGUACUCGUCCUGGCGACAUCUUUCUUAGCUCAACGGCGGUUCUGAUGUCGGAAUUUGCCAAACUCAUAACCUGCCUGAUAUUAGUUUUCAAUGAGGAGGGGAAAGAUGCUCAAAGAUUUGUCCGAUCUCUGCACAAAACGAUCGUGGCCAAUCCCAUAGAUACGCUGAAGGUGUGCGUGCCAUCGCUGGUGUAUAUUGUACAGAAUAAUCUGCUGUACGUGUCAGCCUCGCAUUUGGAUGCGGCCACAUACCAAGUGACAUACCAGCUGAAAAUAUUGACCACGGCCAUGUUCGCUGUCGUCAUAUUACGGCGCAAGUUGCUAAACACUCAAUGGGGCUCUCUCCUGCUCCUGGUCGCUGGCAUUGUGCUCGUCCAACUGGCACAAACGGAUGGCGGUUCAGCUGUGAAAGCGAAAGAUGAAACAGGACCUGUACAGAACCGUAUGCUGGGCCUGUGGGCAGCAUUGGGUGCUUGCUUUCUAUCAGGCUUCGCCGGCAUUUAUUUUGAGAAGAUACUUAAAGGAGCCGAUAUCUCUGUGUGGAUGCGGAAUGUGCAGCUGAGUCUGCUCAGCAUACCCUUUGGUCUGAUCACCUGCUUCGUGAACGAUGCCAGUCCUAUAUAUGAAAAGGGCUUCUUCUACGGCUACGAUAUGUUCAUCUGGUAUUUGGUUUUGCUGCAAGCAGGAGGCGGUCUUAUUGUGGCCGCUGUUGUUAAGUAUGCGGACAAUAUACUGAAAGGUUUUGCCACUUCACUGGCCAUCAUAAUCUCAUGCAUAGCAUCAAUAUACAUAUUUGAUUUUAAUCUGACGCUGCAAUUCUCAUGCGGCGCCGGCCUGGUCAUUUCCUCAAUCUUCCUUUAUGGCUACGAUCCGGGCCGUCACGCCUCAAAACCAACAAUGCAGCAGCAACAGCAGUCGGCGGCGGAUGAGGAGAAGCUUCUGCCGCGUGUGUGACGCUCUGACACCUGAAACUCUAAAGUUGAACAGUAUUUGUCUAGUGGUUGCCGUCAUAAUCAUUAUCAUCAUCAUCAACAUCAUCAUCAGCAGCAGUUGUUUAAUGAGCUGUUGUUGCCCUCGAUCGUUGAUCGCCGGGCAACGUUGUGUGAUUGCCUCUGUGUACUUCAUCUGAUAUUUGCAUUGUGUAUUUUUGGAAUAUAGAGCUGGCUGCUCAUCUCCACAAAGUGCGUUUAAACGGUCUUUCGUUUAUACGUUUAUUCAAUUUUUAAGUCCUAUGUAUGUAUGUACUAUAUAUGUAUCCUAUCUCUACACUAUUAUGUUUUUAUCACGCAGACAUGUUUUUAAAAGUGUUUGCAAUUAUGUUUUUCAAUAAAAACAAUGUAAAACAUAAA